AUGGUGCGGCGAGCUCGUCUUUGUCGAGCGAGGACGUGUGGCUUGCAGAGGGCCGUGCCUGCGGGUCUUGCUCACCCGGCUCGUUCGGCACUUCACGUAGCUUCGUUUGCACCAUCUCGUGGCGACAACCGAGUGUCGCGCGCUGCCCUUGGCAUCAUCCGCAGGCACAACCCAUCACAGGUGAGAAGCAAUGUCAGACGAGUGACCUCCAGGCCGUCAACAUGCCCUCCCUGUCGUUUGUGUGCCAUUCAGGUCAUAGUGCUGACCGCUCUCGAAAGAGCAUGUCGGACGCGGCGUCUGCAUCGGCUGACGGCGGUAUUGAUACACAGGUGGGCCACCCUGUGUAUCAUGCACACGGCAGUGUCCAAUUCUCUCCGCUGUCGGAAUAUUCCAGGAUUGGCUCUACAUCCAGGAUUGCCCCGCCGGGCUCUGUGCGUUUCCGACAACCAACGACUUGAAGUUCCCGCCGCAGGUGCGCGCAGACAGACAGACAGACAGACAGACAGACAGACAGACAGACAGACACAGACAGACAGACAAGCCACACAUGAGGGAUAGUUUCUGGCGGGCAUACCAGCGCAUGUCGUGAUUUGUCGUUUCGAUCAGGAGGAGAUGUAUUUCGCGGGUGAUGACCACAACGAGUACGUCCCUCUGCGUGCUGGGGACAUCCUCCUCCUCGACCGCAAGAUCGGCUGUCUCUCGUACCUCAACAGAGUCCCGGAGGGCUACGACGCCCCCACGCAGCCCCAGGGCCUCCACUCUGCCAGAGGCAAGCCCAUCCCCUGCGUCCGCUUGCGCCCCCCCGGCUGGCCUCCGGGUGACUCUGCCUGGACCAAGAAGAUCGUGAUAGACCCGCAGGAGCUGCGCGGCCCUUCGGCCAUCCCCGGCCGCGCACCCACCCUCAACGAGCUCCCAGACGUGAACAGGAUGCUCGGCGAUGCACUGGAGCACGCAGUAGGUGGGGCGCUGCGGUCAGCGUUCAGCCACGAGCAGCUGACGGACAUCGCUCUGCUGGUGUGUGCCCGCGAUACGGUGGUGAAGGCCCACGCCAUCCUGACCGCCGAGGUGCCCCCCAUCUCUCCGCCCACCCUGCUACCCGAUGGACAUAUAUCUGAUUUUUUUGACUCGAGCAUGAGGCUGACCAGGGUAGGUUUCCAGUGGGUCCACACCGCAGCCGACGGCCAGGAGCAAGUGGUGGAGUCUUUCCCGUUCCGAAUGACGAAGGUGGAGGCCAGCAACAUGAACGCAUCCCUCACGGCCGCCCUCAUCACCCACACGCCCCCGCCCCCCACACCCAGCACAUCCGUCACCCCGCGCACCAUCAAGCUGCCCAUCCCCUGCAUCACAUUCACCACGUCGACGGCCAAGCGGGCGACCAACACGACAGGGAGAUCCGCGCACCUCACACCGACCACCCCUCAUUCGACGGGUCCAAGUGGGCAGUGGGAGGCGGAUAUGCUGUCGGCCCGUCUUGCUCCGUGGCGCCGGAGGCCCUUCUCCUGCGCCACAUAGCCCCCGCUGACCCAGCCACCAACAACCAGCGGCUCAACAGGUGGGGAUUCGCGGGCUUCUGCGGGGGCAGCUCCGUCUACGCUGUCGCUCUCGCCCUCCCUGCGUUGCUCGUGGGGGCGCAUCAGCAGUACAAGCAGCGCUCGCCAAGGGUCCGCUGGGCUCGCGAGCCAUCCAACACGCCGUCGUCGUCGAAUGCUGGGGAGGCACAGAGGCAGGAUGUGGGCGGCGUGGUGGCGCGCAUCGCUGCGUGCUACGACCUGGUGGAUGGAGAUUGCCAGGAUGAUGGCGAUAGCGACGAGAGCGACGGAGAGGAUGGUGACGAGCCGGAUGGGCCGGACGCACAGGGAGGAGGGCAGCCCAACGGAGAUGGGACGGUGUUUGAGGCCAUCGUGCGGUGCGUCAACGAGACCAGGGCGGCCUUUCGGCGGGCCGCCGAGGGCAAGUCCGUCGCCAUUCGCGAGACCGUCGAGAGCAUCUGCAAGAACCUGCUGUGUCUGCGCCCCGAGGACCGACCAGUGGACAAGCUGCUGCUGGUCAAGACGGACAUAGACCAGAGUUUGCAGACUCACUACAGCGUCACUCUUCGCUAGAGAUAGACGGAUGUGUACAUCGAUGCACACAGGGAGAUGUGUCGGUGCUCUGGGGGUGGGGCUGCCUGUGGCUGUGGCUCUGUGCAUGUGUGUACAGGGGCUGGCUGGCUGCCUGGCUGGCUCAUUGAUGGUAGUUUGGCUGGAACGAAUGGCCGCGUGUUCAUAUGUGGUCUGUACCACUCGAUGUUGACUGAAUGCGGACUCGUGGAUGGGUCAAUCUUUCAUGGGUCCAUCGCGGGAACAUCACUUGAAUCAAUC
Messenger RNA from Vitrella brassicaformis, 2360 nucleotides. NCBI's taxonomy places the organism in Eukaryota, Vitrellaceae. The record is from the annotation of a GenBank genome assembly.